GAUACGGCACUGUUACGCACCUUUUGAUUAAAGAUGGAGGAGGCGAGUAACGAGAAGUUCUCGUCGAGAAGACGUUCCGCUGUAAUUAAGUCUUUUAAAGCGAAGGAUGAACGAGUAGCAACAUUCAAAAAGGUGGCUGCGAUACUGCAAAAACCUGAAAUUGACAGAACACCGGAGGAGGUGGAUAUACUCGUCUCUUGUAGUGACGUAGUGAAGGAGGUUAAUUUAAGACAAGAGAAAAGGGAUAGGGUUAAAGCAAGAUUGGAAGAAAUUGAAGAUGUACCAGAGAUUUUGGAAGAAAAAUGUAUUAGGUUGGCUGCUGCUAUUAGCAGAGCCAAUUCUCUUGCUGUUUAUACCGGUGCUGGUAUUAGUACAGCAGCAUCUAUUCCUGAUUACAGAGGAACCAAUGGUGUAUGGACUAGAAUGCAACAGGGAAAAGAUAUUGGGAACCAUGACUUGAGUCAGGCUGAACCAACAGUAACACAUAUGGCUUUGUAUGCUUUAUACAAAGCACGAGUAUUAAAACACAUUGUAUCACAGAAUUGUGAUGGACUUCAUUUGCGUAGUGGUAUACCACGCACUCUUUUAUCUGAAGUUCAUGGAAACAUGUAUGUUGAAGUUUGUAGAACUUGUAAACCGUCUAGAGAAUAUUGGAGGAUUUUUGAUGUUACUGAAAAGACAGCUAGAUAUUCGCAUGGUACGGGUAGAUUAUGCCACAAGUGUAAUUCCACUUUGCAAGAUUCAAUAGUACAUUUUGGAGAAAGAGGAAAUUUACCAUGGCCGAUCAAUUGGAACGGUGCAACUCGAGCUGCUAAGCAAGCUGACGUGAUAUUAUGUUUGGGUUCUAGUCUUAAAGUUUUAAAAAAAUAUCCGUGGCUAUGGCAAAUGGAUAGGCCAGUACACAAACGUCCUUCAUUAUAUAUCGUCAAUUUACAAUGGACUCCGAAAGACGAGAACGCUGUAUUGAAAGUCAAUGGAAAGUGUGACGAAGUUAUGAAAAAAGUCAUGACCCAUUUAGGAUUGGAUAUUCCAGAAUAUAAUCGUGCAAAAGAUCCGAUAUUUUUUCAUGCUAUAAGACUGCAGAACAGUGAAUUACCCACUACGACUCAACCGUGCUUGGAGGAGCCAACCAUAGUAGCGACAGUGAAAAAAUCCCCGCGCCAAAGUACCGAGCAACCCCUCGAGGAUGCCGUACCAGAAACUAAAGAAACAGAAGACUGUAUCUCUCCUAUAAGCGUAACUGAUUCUAUGACUGCCUACUCAGCACCUUUCUUUACUGCAUUGCCAUUUUUAUCUAUGGGAUUACCUUUCCCACCCAUGUACAUGUAUCCUCAAUUAACUCCAUUGUUUUAUUAUCCAUUCAUACAAAUACCCAAUGUUAAUGCAACAGAAACACCAAAACCUAAACCAGCUUGUUCAUUUUGUAUGGAACAUGAAGGUUCCCUUACUUGCCUCUACUAUCAGCGCAACGGAGACGAUCCCGUAUUAUUAGAAACGGAAAAUGAACACAUACAGGAAGCGGAACAAUUAGUUAUUGCUGAUGCACCAUUGGCAUCAGCUAAAAAUCCCGGAUGGUUUGGCAAAGGGUAUCGUAAAGGUAUGAAAAAGAAGCGGUAGCACCCACUCGAAACAGAACGGCACGUAAUGGUUCCCCUUUUUAUUAUUAUUAUUAUUGUACGCUAAUCAGAUAAUGAAUAUUACAAUGGCGUACUUAAGUAUUUAAAGUCUUCAUAUCGUAACAACAAAUAUUAUACUUACACGGAACAUUUUUCAAUGUAGCGAGAUUCCGUUCGAAUGUUCAGUGCAUGAAUAGAUUCGUCGAGAUUAUCAGUCAGUUUUAAAAUAAUAGACAGAAGCAAUUUCAAUGAAAUUGCUUUACAUGUUCUUAUUAAUAAGAUAACGUAGUCAUCUAUAGAUGAUUGUGAAAAUUGAAACAGAAAUUAUUUUCUUAUUGAUAUUAGUUACACAUUUGAUUUGUCGCAUUAAUUACUAAUUUUUAAUAACAAAUUUUGGUUUUAUCAAUCUCAUUUGACAGCUAUUUCUACUUAUAUAUUAUUAUUACUAUUAUUUUUAUUUUACAAUUAUAUUUCUU
Molecule: messenger RNA, 2092 nt
Organism: Polistes canadensis
Lineage: Eukaryota; Metazoa; Arthropoda; Insecta; Hymenoptera; Vespidae
Gene: Sirt7
Product: NAD-dependent protein deacetylase sirtuin-7
Exons: 4
Coding region: 34-1617 (527 amino acids)
Molecular function (GO): NAD+ binding
Source: RefSeq, a predicted model, not a curated record